AUGCUAGAACGCAUUUUGAAAAAUAAAGAUUCGCUGUGCCUCUAUGCUUCCACCGGCAACAAAAUUUCACAACUAACUUCAGAAGAAUGGAUACUUGUGGAAAAAUUGAUUACAUUGCUACAACCUUUUGAAGAAAUAACUCGAGAACUAAGUGCAGCCAAUGUUUCCAUAUCAUCUGUGAUUCCGUUAUUGACCAGUCUGGAAAAGGUGAUUGAUGAAUAUAAUGCAUCUGACGAGUGCAUUAGGAACACUAUACUUGUUUUAAAACAAGAAAUGAGACACAGAUUUUCUCACUUAGAAAAAGACAUAUUAUUUGCUACAGCAACGUUUAUUGAUCCUAGAUACAAAACGAAAUUCUUCAAAAACCCUUCAACAAAAGAUCAAGUCAUGAAAAAUAUUUUAGAUUUACUUGGAGAUGAGGACUUAAGUUUGCCGUCAUGUUCAAAGCCAAAGCGUCCUAAAAUAAGGAAUCAGGAUAAUGAAAACUUGAGCUCCAGUACUAGUCUUUUAGAAAAAUCUGUGACAUUAAAAGAAACUAUGAAAAUGAUGAUGGACUCAAGUGAAAGCGAGGAAGAACUAGAUAAUGAUAUUCCAAAUCCAUUAGAAGUAUUAAUAAAAAAAUAUUAA
Molecule: messenger RNA, 627 nt
Organism: Parnassius apollo (apollo)
Lineage: Eukaryota; Metazoa; Arthropoda; Insecta; Lepidoptera; Papilionidae
Source: the annotation of a GenBank genome assembly